Molecule: messenger RNA, 2082 nt
Organism: Alternaria burnsii
Lineage: Eukaryota; Fungi; Ascomycota; Dothideomycetes; Pleosporales; Pleosporaceae
Product: two component histidine kinase 1
Exons: 4
Coding region: 1-2082 (693 amino acids)
Molecular function (GO): metal ion binding; oxidoreductase activity, acting on the CH-OH group of donors, NAD or NADP as acceptor; RNA binding
Source: RefSeq, a predicted model, not a curated record
AUGUCGAAAGAAUUCCAAGAUAAAGUCGUCCUGGUUACAGGUGCUGCGAGCGGUAUCGGCCGCGCAACUGCCCUCAAACUCUCCUCCCUCGGCGCCUCCAUCUCCCUCUGCGACGUCAACUUCCCCAGCCUCAGCGCCGUAGCUUCAGAAUGCGAAACACCCACCCUCACACGAAGAGUCGACGUGAGCUCCGCCGCCGAGGUUCAGGAAUUUGUUGACAGCACCGUCAAGGGACUGGGUCGAUUGGACUACGUUUUCAAUUGCGCUGGCGUGAAUCCCACGAGCAUAAAGCUCGAAGACACCAGCGAAGAGUAUUGGGAUAAACUCGUCAAUACGAACCUCAAGGGCGUGUUUCUUGUUACGAAGGCCUGUCUUCCGUAUCUGAGUCGUGGGUCCGCUAUCGUCAAUGUGAGCAGUGUAUCCGGCAUACGCGGUUCAGCUUUCCAAUCCGUAUACUGCACGACGAAAUUCGGACUGAUCGGCAUGACCAAAUCGCAUGCUCUGGAAUUUGGUCCCAGAGGAAUCAGGGUCAAUGCUAUUUGUCCGGGCUAUAUUGAUACGCCGUCGAAUGCGGGUAUCGUGAAGGGAGGCGAGGCAGUGGAGAGGAUGAGGAAUGGCAAUGCGUUGGAGAGGCUGGGAGAGCCGGAAGAAGUGGCGGAUGUCGUUGCAUUCUUGUUUGGAGAAGGAGCGCGGUAUGUUAAUGGAGCUGUCGUGGAGAUUGAUGGAGCGAUUAAGAUGAGUAGUACUACGAAGUUUUGUAUGCUGAGGCUUGAGAUCAAAGCCAUCCAAUGGGAAGUCGAGGUGGAGAAGCAACCCGGUCACUUCCACCGCGACAUGUCUCACCACAACUCCAACACCACAACCAUGACAGAAGUACAAGAAUCCACACAAACGUCGCUUGCGGCAGAUACAUCUCUCGCACCGACCGCGUCGACCGAGCUUGUUACGACGACAGAACAGACAAUCAUCACGACCAAUGCUGAGGGCAAAAAAGUCAAGAAGAUCAUCCGUCGCAAACGGAGACCGGCGCGUCCACAAGUCGAUCCUGCGACGAUAAAGCCCCAGGAAGUUGCGCAGACGGGUAACAUUUACAACGUUUGGUACAACAAGUGGUCUGGCGGUGACAGGGAGGACAAGUACCUCUCCAAGACAGCCGCCCAGGGACGCUGCAACAUCGCAAAGGACAGCGGAUACACAAAAGCCGACAAGACGCCUGGGUCUUACUUCUGCCUCUUCUUUGCGCGUGGUAUCUGCCCCAAGGGUGUGGACUGCGAGUACCUCCAUCGUCUGCCUACUGUCACCGACAUCUUCCCAAGCAACGUCGAUUGCUUCGGGCGCGACAAGCACGCCGACUACCGAGACGACAUGGGUGGAGUAGGAACCUUCCAAAGACAAAACCGAACCCUCUACAUCGGACGCAUCCACCCCACCGACGACAUCGAAGAAAUCGUCUCGCGCCACAUGCAAGAAUGGGGCGAAAUCGAACGAACCCGAGUCCUCACAGCCCGCGGCGUAGCCUUCGUCACCUAUACCAAUGAAGCCAACUCGCAGUUUGCCAAAGAAGCAAUGGCGCACCAGUCUUUCGACCACAACGAAAUCCUAAACGUCCGCUGGGCAACCGUAGACCCCAACCCACAAGCCGCGAAACGCGAAGCCCGCCGCAUCGAAGAACAAGCCGCCGAGGCGAUCCGAAAAGCCCUUCCCGCAGCCUACGUUGCCGAACUAGAAGGCAGAGAUCCCGAGAGCAAGAAGCGCAGGAAGGUCGAAGGCAGCUUUGGCCUACAAGGCUACGAAGCACCCGAUGACGUAUGGUACGCAAAAGAAAAGAGUGACUGGGAAGCAGCCAAGCAGCUGGAAUCAGGCGGCAUGGGCGAGCGCAUGAUGAUCGAGAGUGCAGAGUCGGCCUACCAAGACGGUGAUAAUAUUGGUCAAGAACAAGAGAGCUCGACUGCACAGCAGGGUAAUGGCAUUUUAUCAGGGUCUACACUGGCGGCGCUCAAGGGGUUCAAGGCUACGCCGACCAACAAACGGCCUGCGCCUGUUGCGGGACCGCUUGUGGAUUAUGGUAGUGACAGUGAUUGA